Molecule: messenger RNA, 6660 nt
Organism: Penicillium nucicola
Lineage: Eukaryota; Fungi; Ascomycota; Eurotiomycetes; Eurotiales; Aspergillaceae
Product: putative myosin class II heavy chain (MHC)
Exons: 1
Coding region: 1-6660 (2219 amino acids)
Cellular component (GO): cytoskeleton
Source: RefSeq, a predicted model, not a curated record
AUGGAUUCUACAGAUCUAGAUCCCUCCGUCUCCAUUUCAGCCUCUUCCCCACUGUUUCAACGAGAUACGCGCCCUGAACGCGAUCAACCGCGCCUGGCUCCGGCCUUACUCUUGUCCUCUCCGUCAGGAGACUCGAGCCCAUCGACCGUCGGUUCCCCUAGUCAACAAACCUCACCGCAGAGCAUCUCACUCGAGCCCCCGCCGCUGCCAUUCCUCUACCGCAACGGAGAUUCUCUGACAUCGUCACCGGUCAAUCGGAGGCCAGAAAGCAGCAUCUACUACACCACCGCUUGGGGGUCCCCAUAUGCGGCACCGAGUACACGCAGACUCUCACUGACCCAAAGCCAACUCACCGGGGUCGAUAACCCACCUGGAGAAAGCUCCCCCGUUCAAUCGGUAACCAAUUACACCGAGUUCCGGAGAUCGAGUACCACGAACGAUACGCUUGAGACCGCGGAGCGGGAAAUUGCCGGCCAGAACGAAGGAAAGUCCAUUCGGGAUUUUACCCAGGAUUGGAUUAAUCAAUAUCUAACGGGUCAGCCGAGGACGGAGCGAAGUAAUUGGCUCAGUGACGACUCUGGCAGUGAAGCGCCUUCCUUCUUUACGGCGCAGAAUACCUUUGCAGACGACGCUUCAGACGACUGGCUUGGUCUGGAGGAAGAUAUCCGCCACGACGAUCUCCUGAAAACACCUACGCUUUCUGACUUUGUUGGAAGGAAAGCUGCGGCUCGUGCGAAGGUCAAGAAGACGGUCCACAAACGCGCGGAUACUUUGCGCCAGGAAGAUUUCUGGGGUUUUGCUUACGACAAAGAUCCCCCACAGAACAAUAUGUCAGACACCCAACCUACCAUAGAGGCGGUUUCGCCGGUAGAAAAACCGCUUCCUCCGCCGCCAACAGAUGCGAAUGACGACCCGUCGACAAACGCAGCACAUACCGACCUGGCUCCUCUAAAAACACAAUUUUCUGAGAUUAGUAGGUCGGCCACUCAAACUCCUCGACGGAAGAAGAAGAUUUGGCGUGGAAAGGCUUGCAUCAUUGAAUUGCCAUUGGAGGAUACGAGAGGGUCAGAGGAAUCUGGCGUCAGUCUCAUGACUCCUGAGGACGUCAAGCAGCGGAUGCAGGGAUGGGAGGAUGAAGGAUACGAUAUCCGCGGAUUCACCAUUGGUGAUUCUGAGGAUCCCUCAGAAACCACGGCUCUGGGAGGUUUGAGCCGACCCCUGUACCCCGAGCCAUAUGAGCUCCACGAGGAAUCAAAGGUUCAGCAGCUCGUUGUCAACUUCCCCGAUAGGGCUGUUUGGGAUGCUUAUGUCGCCAAUCUUCAAGAAGAGAAGCUCCGGGCUCUCGGAGUAUCAUUUGGUGAUCCCGAGCCCGAGCCUUCCAUUUCGCCUGAUUACUCUGUCAACCAGAGCAACACUCCUUUCCCAGGUCUCGUCGCAUCGCCGCCCAUUCCCACUGGAUCAGCAGCCAGUAAUCCUCUGGGUCAACUUCACACGUUUUCUCCAUUCGGUCAACCAUCAAUUCCUACGCCUGGUCUGGGCUCCAUGGCGUCGCCGUUGAUCCAGACUCCGUAUAUGGGCGUGGAACAGAAUAUGAUGGGAGGAUAUCCCUUCCAGUUCCAGCCCACACCUCCUGCCCAGGGCUCUAUGACUCCUCAAGGCUUCAUCAAUGCCCGACAGGCUAGUGCUUCUGGGGGUCCAGGUGCCAUGGGCCAGUUUGCAUCCAUGCUCUCACCAGUCUCACCAAUGCACGAUCAGGGCUCUUUCCAUGCUGGCUUUAAUGAUAAGGGUGUCUUCGAUGAUCAAUUCGGCCAUGGUAUGCAUUCGGAUAUGCACCAAGCGGGCCUACCAUACCAGACUCCUCAGACCCCUGUUAAUGGGCACCCGGAUCACUUCCACGCCUCAAAUGUUGAAAUCGCCCACCCUACGCCUCGUGGACAUGGCCAUAAUCUCAGCGAAAACCUACAGAGAGGACUAGACCAGAUGCAGCAUACCGACUAUCACUUGGAAGACUCAAUUGAUCGUCAAUUGGAAGAUGACUAUCACGAUGUCAACCACGCAGGUCUUAAUGCCAGCAUGCUCAAGUCACGUUGGGCAUUGCCCCACGACCAGCAGCAUCCUCAAGAUGGCUCUCGUCAAGCAUCUCACUCUUUCUCCCAGCACCCCAACCAAUUCUACGAUGAGUACCACCAGCACCACGGGCACGAAGGUUCCGAUCUCGAUACCAACCCCAGUGUUUCCGGAACCCCACAAACUCGUGGUGUCAUGCCCAACCAAGUUCCGUGGCAUGAGGCCCAGCCCAGCGGAAAUUCUUAUCAUGGCCACCGCUCACAGCUCUCCGUUUCCUCUCUCAAUGUGGAGGCCAAGGCAUUCGAUCCUUCGACAUCUUUCGGUGCUCAGCCUGUGCCUUUCAACAAUGAUGCGUUCCAGUUUGGCGGCAUGGGUCAGCAAGGAUUCGGCUUUGCUCCUCAUGCCUUUGAGCCUGACAGCAGCAUGAAUGGUCCGGUUGAAUCUGAGCCACAAAGCAACAGCGGCUUCAAAUUCUCUGCUGCAUCAUUCAACGUGGAUGCUCCCGUAUUCAACCCAUCUGCCAGCAUUCAGUCGACUGCCAGCGUCGACCAACCCUCGCCUAACCGCACCAAGAUCUUCGGCGAUAUUGACAUCGACGAGAUCUCCAAGCCAUCCAAGCAAUCCAAGGCUAUCCCCAUCGUGCGUCCAGAUGAAAUCGAACAAGAAAACAAAGAAGAAGAAGAAGAGCAAAAUAUGGAGGAUAACGGAGAUGGCCGACCUGUUCCUUCUGAUCGUCACAAGCGUGCUCGCCGUGGUGUGGGCCACGCUGAAGGCGAAGCUAGAUAUAGCAUUUCGACCCACCCUCUGGGAGAGGCCGGCAACGCGCAGUCCUCGAGCACCCUCCAGUCUGUUGCCGAGGGCAAGGAGAACGCCAUGCCUGAUGAGAGGAACCCUGUCGAACGCAGAGGCACCCCUACCAGCGAGGCUGAUACUUGGACUCUCUUCGAUGCCAAGGCCGAGGCCGAGAAUAGGUCCAAUGGUGCCUCGCCUGUCCAGGCGGAGCCUACUGGAGAAUCCAAGAAUAUUGUCAUCGAAGAGCGUGAACCUAAGCAGGCUACUUUGGAUGAAACUGCUGCUGCAAAGGGUCCUAACCAUGCCGCUCAUGGAUCCAAGAAUUCCAUCAAGAGCACCAUUCUUUCGCCCACUGCUCCUGCAUUCGAGUUCAAACCUGCUGUUUCGGAGUUUGUACCCACCUCAGUCCAGCCUGAUAGCUUCUCUGAGCAGAAGCCUCUUGAAACACCUGUGAAGAAGCCUGCUGCCAAGCCUCAAGCCGGCAUCAUGGCUUCCCGCUUUGCUGCUAGUCCACCCAAGAAUAUGGAUACGGAAUCUACUGAGAAGCCAGAGCCCCAAAUCAUCACUCGCGAGCCUAAGGGUCUGGGAUUCCACUGGGACUCUGAGAACGACUCGCCCGAUGAUGAAGAGUUGAACGCAAUCAUGGAGCAGCUCAACGAUGACUCGGACGUUGGCAUCGAAAGACGCAUGACUCCGGCCUACACGACUCCCGCGCACAUGACUCCCUUCCAAAACCGACAGGAACACCUCACAGAGUCGAUGGGAGGUCCCACAAAAGAACAGCCGUUUGGUUCUGCAGAGGCCCGUAGCGAAGCCCCCAGUCCUAGCCCUGGUGGUGUCCCCAAGACCUACAAGCUCAGCAUCCCCAAGCUUGGCUCGGACAUCGAUGCCAACAGCAAUGCUACCUUCUCUCCUCAGAAAAGUCUUAUCUCCCGUCUUCAGUCCCCUGUUCGCCAGCUUGUUACUGAAAAUGAUCACGUCAGCGACUGGGACGACAUGAUCUCUGAGGGUGAAGAUGAGAAGUUUAUGAACCGCAACCGCUUCUUUGACCGUCGCAUCAACGAUCUUGUUGGCUCUGCCAUUGAUGACCGCCUGGGUCCAAUGGAGCGGGCCCUCGCUGUCAUCCAGCAAUCUGUUGCUUCUAUUGCCACUGGUGCUUCAAGCCGUCGCGUUUUCCGUAGCACCUCCGCCGAAAUGGAGGAUAGCGACGCCGAUGACGAGGAUGAUACCGAGCAUGAGACCGCCUCUGUUAGAGAUCGGUCACCCCACAACCUCAGAGAGCGCAAGCUGGAGAUGCUCAAGAACGUCGUCAUGGAAGCGCUCGUCACCCAUGAUAUUCCUCAGCGUGUGGCGCCACACUCAAGCCACAGUGAGAUGUCUCAGCUCAAGGAGAGUAUUGCUGAGCUGCAAGCUUUGACUAUCAAGAAGCUUGCUCAGGACCCUGUUGGCGAUAUGCGUGAAAUUGUCGAGGAAAUGAUGGCCAAGCAAUUGGCCCACCAAGCCCAGUUGACGCCUCGCCUGUCUGAGGCCGAGGAGAUCGGUGCUGAUAGUCUGAUGCUUCAGAUUGAGGGAUUGAAGAGCAUGCUUCGUCUCGCUGACGAGCGCGCUGACCAGGAGUAUAAGGAUCGCCGCCAGGCUCAGGACUCUAUGACUGAGCUCCAGCGACUCUUGAAGUACGCCGAGGAAGACGCGGCCCGUCACAGUGCCGCCGCUGAAGAUGCCGAGUCUCGUCUCCUCCAGUUCAAGGAAGAAAAAAUUCCCCACUUCGAGAAAAUGCAGUUCCGCGCUGUGUCUCUUUCUGAGGAGACCGAGACCCUCAAGGUUACUAUCGCUGAGCUAUCUACCAAGAACAUUGCCCUGGAGGGAACUCUGGAUGAGUACCGCGUUUCUAGCGAUAACUUCCGUCGUCAGCUCGAUGUCACCAAGGGUGAGAACAAGUCUCUCCAUGAGACUAUCGAUCACCUACGGACUCGGAUUGAAGAUAGUAUGGUCUCUCGCCAGAACCUCACUGAGAAGUUCGAUCGUCUUCAGGAUGACAUGAUCAGCCUGACUGCUGAUGUUACCCGUGACCAGUCUUCCUGGCGCAGGAAGGAGGAGGAUCAAAUCGCCAAGAACAACGAACUGCGCGCCUCUCACGCCCGCGAGCUUGCGAUUCGUGAGAAGCUCGAGGAGGACAUUCGUCAGCUCGAGAAGCAGGAGCGGGAAUCUGCUAAGAUCAAGUUCCUCUAUGAACAAGGCCAGCAGGAGAAUGGUAGACUGGAGGAUCUGAUCACCAGUCUACGGACUGAGAACCACGAUCUGCAGCUGAAGGCUGGUCGCUUCGAGCGCGAGUUCUCUGAAGCUCGUGAGAGCAGCCGGGUUGAAAUCCAGCGUACCCGUACCUCGCUGGAGGCAGACUUGGAGGCUUCCAACAGCCAGGUCAACAUUGUUCGCGCUGAGCUUGAGGCUCAGAUUAUUCGCCUGCAGAGUCAGCUUGACAACAACCGCAUGGAUACUGAUACCGCCCGGGAGCGUUAUGAGCUCCUCUUGGAGGAGGCUAGAGACUCGAAGGUAACUGCUUUGGCAGCUAAGGAUCUUGCCAUCGAUGAGACUCGCAAGAUGCACGAGCGGGUCCUCAAUGACCUGCGUGAGCGCCACGCUCGCGCUCUGCACAAUUCGUCUGAAGAUCGCCAGCGCGGCGAGAACACUACCAACGAACGUGUUGCUCUAGCGGAGGACAAGGCCAGGCACUACCAGGAGCGAGUGCAACAUCUCGAGGAGAAGCUUGAGAUUGCUCAGUCUGCUGCUCGUGCAGCUGCUGAGGCAGCUCACAGUGCCAAGGCAAACGACGUCUCAUCACCGGCCCCAACUCCAGCACCCUCCCACUCUCGGUCCACGCCUUCCAUGUCCUACAGCAAGGGAUCUGGCGAGCCCGAACGUAUCUCUCCUCAGGCUCUGCGCGAAUCUAUCUUCGUUCUCCAGGACCAACUCCAGCAGCGCGAGACCCGCAUUGAGGAGCUUGAGCAAGAGGUUUCCGCGAUAGACAAGGAUGCCCCAAGCAAGAUCAAGGAGCGAGAUACCGAAAUCACCUGGUUGCGCGAGCUUCUAGGCGUUCGUAUCGACGAUCUCCAGGACAUCAUCAAGACUGUCUCACAGCCCAAUUUCAACCAACACGCCGUCCGCGACGCAGCCAUCCGCCUGAAGGCCAACCUCCAAAUGCAACAGCAAGAAAAGGAACGCAUGGGCUCGGGUGCCAGCGCCCUCCCAUCCCUCUCAGAUCUCGCCGCCUCGCCCCGUUCGUUUCCCCUCGCCGCAGCCGCAGCCUGGGGAAACUGGCGCAAAGCCCGCGACAACAAUGCAGGCUCAUCCGAUCAGACUCCAUCAAAACCAAGUAACGCGGGUGCCUUCCUCUCGGGUCUCCUAACACCACCAAGCUCCCACGUUCGCCAGAAUGCCCCGCAGACUAGCGCUGCUGCGCGUUUCGCUGAGACACGGCCCUUGAGGGGAUUCACCUCUACCCCGAGACGCGGCUCAGUUCGUAAGGAUAUCCCUAUCCCCGAACCGCCCAGAACCCCGCCUCUGCUUCGUCGCUCAAGCUAUGAUCAUGAUGCCGAGCCGGCAAAUUAUGAGGAGGGCCACUUUGAUGAGAAUGAGAGUACUGUCGAUGGCAUGGUCUCUGCUUCGCCGAAGGGUGCCGAUGAUGGUCCUUUUGGGCCUCAGAUUGAUGAGGUUGAAGGUGAAGAUGAAGAUGAUGAGGCCGAGUCGGAAGUUGAAGGCCCAGGCGAAGACGAGCUGAGUCCAAGUCCUGCUGAGCAGGAGUGA